Trypanosoma grayi is the source of this 654-nucleotide messenger RNA. RefSeq lists its product as hypothetical. The coding region runs from base 1 to 654 and encodes 217 amino acids. The record is from RefSeq and is a predicted model, not a curated record. The transcript has a single exon. Lineage: Eukaryota; Euglenozoa; Kinetoplastea; Trypanosomatida; Trypanosomatidae.
AUGACCUCUGGGUCAGCGUGUCCGCUGUGCAAGCGCUCCUUCGGCCUCCUGCUCUGGAGGCAUGUGUGUGGCACGUGCAAAAGGAACUUUUGCGAGGCUUGCGCGCCCAAAUGCAACGGCGAACGCAGGUGCAAGUCAUGUGGAUCCGCCGGUACACUACACAAGCAGCAGCAGAGUGGAGCAGCCAUCGCAAGUGGGGACGAUGGGCGCGAGAGAUGUGUGCGGGCCGCCGAGGAGCGUAUGAAGGCGGCGCAGCAGCGCGGCAAGCCGCAGAGGCGCGACGCGCCAGGAGCAGCAACACCGCCAAAUCAGCGGGAGCAUCAGCAGCAGCCGGAAGAAAAUAGCCCGAAACAAACUAGCAUCAGUGGUGCGAUGCAGCCAGAGACGGCGCCGACACAAACGGCACAAGCGCAGACGCAGCCAGGGACGAACCCUGUCCUUGAGGCCGCCAUGCGCCGUCGGCAACAGGAGCAACUCGGAAUGAACGCCAAUCGUGGCAACUCAGAUGAGAAGGUGCUGUUGAUCACGGAGAUCACGAAGGUCCUCCAUCAGCGUGGUGAAGAGGAGCCCUUUGGCCUCCGUGCAAUGGACGAAGCGAAGCUGCGAUCCUAUCUGCGCUACAUAAAAGGGAAGAACAACAAUGCUGUGGUUUAA